AGAGGGUGCUAGCCCGUUAGCCUGUUAGCCUGUUAGCCUGAGAUGAGGAGGAAUUUCCGGCGAGUGGGCGGUUUGAGAAAAACACGAAAACUUGAAUCUGCGGACCAGUGACGCUUCAUGGGGGCUUUAUCUCUCCGUAACAGAAAGUGAAAGCAGCUGCUGUCUGUCCGUUGAGGAGCUGAUGGAAGCUCGGCAGAUGUGCUCCUGCUGUCAUGACCGCUCUCAUCUGGAUGCUCUCGUGGCUGCCUCUGAUCCUGCCAGCUGUAGGUAUCCUCCCAAAGCCCGUCAACGUCUCCCUGACAUCACUCAACUUCAGUUAUAUACUGAAAUGGCAGGCGGGACCAGGCACACCUCCAGGGGUCUACUAUAACGUCGAAUACACAACUGACAGAAAACAUAGCUGGAACCCGGUGGCCGGCUGUGAGCGCGUGCAGAAGCCUCUGGUUUGUAACUUGACGGCGGCGUUCUCCGUCCUAACGGAGAGGUACUUAACAAGGGUUGGAGCUCAGCUGGGAGGCCAGGUCUUUGGAGAACCGGUCAUAUUCACACCCAUCGAACACCUGAGUCUGCCGCUGCUUAGCGUGGCGCCCAGCGACAGAAGCCUGAGCGUGGAUCUUCACCCUCCGCUGGAGCGCCUCAGGAAGAGCUACGACAUUCUCCAUUACGAGCUCCAGAUCAGCAGCAGCAACCUGGAUAAGCCGGAGGUCAUCAAGAUGCGCUCUCUGAAGAGCUAUAAGUGGGAUUGUUUGGAGCCCGGCAGGCGGUACUGUGUCACCGUGCGAUUCUACGACGACCUUGAGCAUAUGCAAUCCAACUUCAGCCUGCCUCAAUGUGCUACAAUACCAGCCAUCUUCUCUCCAGACCCGCUGAUCUCGGGCAUCUUGUGCUCGUUCGUGAUCAUCAUCGUGUUCUGCAUCUUCCUGCUGAUCGUGACCGGGUUCAUCUGUCUGAGACGGAGGCUGCUGCCGUCGGUUCUGACAACCAUCCAUCACCUGGAGGAGGCGGGGCUCCACGAUCCCUAUAUCAUCUCCCCCCUGAACGUUGAGCAGACGGCGCCCUCUGCAGGCAAAAAGGGAAGCAGCUGCUCCUCCUCGGACGAGAGCGAUGACGAGGGUGAGACGGAGAGCACGAGCGCCAGCACAGGAGGGGCGUACACACAGCGGGCGGGCACGAACCUCCUCUCCUCUUCAUCGUCUUCAUCAUCAUCUCUGACUCAGCCCAAACCGCCGCCUCUUCCCUCCUCCAAUCAGGAGCCGUACUCUCAGCGGGACGCCCUGAUUUCAACAGGAAGUCCUUCCAGAGCUGGGCUGGAGCUGAGGAUGGGCUGUGGAGGAAGACCUGAGGAGGAAGAGGAGAAGGAUGUGAACCUCCUCACAUUAACUUUCAGCAGGGUGGAACAGGAGGAGGAGGAAGAAGAGAAGGAUGUGAACCUCCUCACAUUAACUUUCGGCAGGGUGGAACAGGAGGAAGAGGAGGAGAAAAAAUCAGACUUCAUUGUGGAGGAGGUGGCGUUUGACUCAGUGCUCGCCGAGGAGGGCGCCACAGAAACUGUUCAUGAUGAAGAGGAGGAGGAGGAGGUCUGUGGAUACAUGGGGCGCUCGGGUAUCUGACAGAGCUCUUUAAGGUGCCUGGUUAUCAGGUCCAUGUCUGGGUUCAUGUGGGCCAGAGUUUGAAAUGUUUUCAUUUUCCCUCCACCAGCAGCAGAGCAGAUGUCGGCCAUUUUUAUUCUCGCCUCUUUGCUGAUAUUUUUUAUUUGAAUCUGUCAGUCAGACGGCUGAAGUCCAGAGAUCGUCUCAUUGUUUCAGGUUUUAUUAAUAAGGGUGAGUUACCCACUGAUGCAGGAGGUCGAGGACGUCCGUCCCUGCUGCGUCUCUGGAGAUGGCGACUCAGCCACCUCUAAAAGGCUAACGUAAGGUUUGCGUCCGGUCUCCGCGGUGAGCAGCUAGAGGACGUCCCGUUUUAGGGAGGCGAUCUAUCUAAAUCUCAUGUUCCUGUUAGACUUGAAGUUUUCUGUGGAAUUUGAAACAUGUGAGAACAGCACUGUAAUAAUGUUGAGGCCAGUUCUGAGCAGGUUUAUUUUUAUCUCUUAUUUUAAAUAAAAACCAGUUUGUUAGUUUUGUCAGUGACGGACACACAGCUGUGUUUGUUGGGCAUUCCCAAAGUCCGUCACAUUAUCAUCCCAGUGCCCGAGUCGAACUCUAACCCAGACCGAGUCUGAACAAAAUGUUUCAUAUUCAGCCGUGCUUUGGAUUAUUACUCAUGUUUGCACCAUGUGAUUAAAGCAGAGUAAGAAGGCAGUUAAACAGCCACUUUGUUCACCUGUGGGGGGGAUGGUGGGGAACAGGGAGGCUUGGCUUUACAAUGAAAAAGACCUGCAGCGACACCUGGUGGACUUGCUUCAGUAUGACAUGCAUAAUGACCCGGGCGUCUUCUGGAUCGACUUCUUCCCCUUUGGACAAUAACGUCUCUCACCUGCAGACUUUGUCCAUCAGCACUGAAACUCUGACAUUUGUAAAUGUUUGGUUACUGUGAUGUGUCUGUGUUGGAGAGCUGCUGCUCUGAGCACUGAUUGUGUAACCAGCUCCGUUAGUUUUAGUUUUUAUUCUUGUUGGUGACAGUAAAACAAACUGAAGCACAACAGAAAAACAGAAUCGUAACAAACUGAAGUCAUUUCCUGUAUGUUUCAUGUCAGUGACGAUUAGUUUCUGUUUCCUGUAAGGACCUCUGUAAUCAGUGAUGUAGAGCUGAUUAUCUCUGAAUCAGUCUGAUUGAUUGUUGUUGUUGGUUUUUGUCCCUCUGGUCUCUGGUGCGCGCUGCUGGACAAUUUUUAUGAUUUUUAAUGUUUUAUAAUCAAGAAAUAAUCUGACAGCAGAUGAAAUUACUUGAUUCUUAUGUUGUGUUUAAAGGCAGCGACUGUUGUUAUGGGCACGUCUGUGUCUGAACUCUUCAUUAUGUCUGAUCAUGAACGUGUCUGCAGCGAAUCAGACUCACACAGCCUGCUUACUGGCUUAUUUUCAUUCACAUAAAGCACAUCAUACCUCUGUAAUGCACUCAUACAACUCACAGCUUUAUUCAAACAGUGUAAUCACAACAUGUUUGUGCCAUUUUUGCAUGUUUGUACUCACAGUUAAAGUGGCCAGUGUUGAGCCACUUCAUUUCUAUAUUGAUCAAAAACAACAAGAAGCCUCAGAUGUUUUUGUACAGACUCGUGCUUCAAACCAAUAAAGGUCUGAGACCGUG
Oreochromis niloticus (Nile tilapia) is the source of this 3240-nucleotide messenger RNA. RefSeq names its product interferon alpha/beta receptor 2. NCBI's taxonomy places the organism in Eukaryota, Metazoa, Chordata, Actinopteri, Cichliformes, Cichlidae. Gene Ontology annotation, biological process: cytokine-mediated signaling pathway. Gene Ontology annotation, cellular component: plasma membrane. Gene Ontology annotation, molecular function: cytokine receptor activity; protein binding. The record is from RefSeq and is a predicted model, not a curated record. The transcript has 8 exons. Bases 213 to 1610 code for a protein of 465 amino acids.